CCUAAACACACGAUGAUCUUGGAAAUAUUUACUAUAUUGGUGGGGGGUCUUAUAUUUCUUGUAGCUUAUUGGUAUUACACAUAUUUGUGGUACAAUAAACAUUUGAAGAAAAUUGAUGGACCAACACCAAUACCACUUAUAGGAAAUGCAUUGGAAUUUGGAGAUUCAGACACUUUUCUGCCCAUCCAACAAAAACUUACGGAGAAGUAUAAUGGGAUUGUGAAAAUCAUGAUGGGUUUUGAAUUUAUUUUAAUUGUAACCGAUUACAAAAUGCUUGAGUUCUUCUUGAGUUCCACCAAAAUUAUCGAGAAGAGUAGAUCUUACAGGUAUAUGCACAAGUGGCUUGGAUUUGGUUUACUUACAAGCAAAGGAAGAAAAUGGAAGCAGAGAAGGAGGAUGAUUACUCCAGCAUAUCACUUCAAUAUUCUUGAACAGUUCAUCGAAGUAUUUGAUAAAAAUGGGGUCAUCUUAUUGGAAAAAAUUAAGAAGGAAGUUGGAAAGAAGUCUACAGAUAUUUACCCUUACGUAACAUUGUGUGCAUUGGAUAUCAUCUGCGAAACUGCGAUGGGAACAUCCGUGAAUGCCCAGAUUAACGAAGAUUCAAAGUAUGUAAAGUGCGUGAAAACAAUGUGUAGAAUUAUCACCGACCGUGCUUUCCACCCAAGUCAACAGACUGAAUUAACUUACCGUUUCAACAAAAAUUACCGCAAAGAAGAAGAAGCGAUUGGAGUCCUUCACAAUUAUACUCUGUCAGUUAUUAGAAAUAGGAGAGAUGCUCUUGUCAACAAACAAGAAAACAAGAAGGUGGAUACUGAUGAUAUUGGAGCAAAGAAACGAGUCGCAUUUUUGGACAUGUUACUUCAAUCCACAAUUGAAGGACAGCCCCUCUCCGAUGAAGACAUCAGAGAAGAAGUUGAUACAUUUAUGUUCGAGGGCCAUGAUACUACUGCGUCUGCAAUGAGUUUUGCACUUUAUUUCCUUGCUAACAAUCCAGAUGCCCAAGAAAAGGUGAUUGAAGAACAAAAAUCUAUAUUUGGGGAUGAACCUAACAGAUCAACUUCCUACUCCGAUUUGACCGAAAUGAAGUAUUUAGAAAUGUGCAUCAAAGAAACUUUACGUCUUUGUCCGUCCGUUCCCUUCUUUGCCAGAGAAUGCGCCGAGGACGUCAAAUAUUCCGAUGACAUAAUAAUUAAAAAGGGUACCACUAUUGACAUGUUCGUUUAUGGCAUGCAUAUGAAUGAGAAAUACUUCCCUGAACCAGAGAAGUUUGAUCCAGACAGAUUCUUACCAGAAAACUUCGAUGGAAAAUUGCCUUACUCGUUCCUUCCAUUCAGCGCUGGCUUGCGCAAUUGUAUCGGUCAAAAAUUUGCAAUGUUGGAAAUGAAGUGCACCGUAUCAAAGGUGAUUAGAAACUACAAAUUGCAUGCAGUAGUUCCCCAUCAUAAAAUAUUGUUAAGAGCGGAAACCAUUUUAAAAUCAGGAAAUGGUGUUUUCGUAGGAAUUGAAAAUAGGCAAUGGUUGAUCGUUACAGCAAUUGUAAUAAUGGCGACAUUCGUCGCUUCCAUUAUAGCUCUUUGGUACAUAAAUUGGUAUUAUUAUACUAAAGGUAUCAAAAAUUGCGUUGGACCAAAACCGGUUCCAAUAUUGGGCAAUGCUUUGGAAUUCAAAGGAUCUAAUUCUUUCUUACCUUACCAAAUAAAAUUACAACAAAAAUAUGGAGGUUUUGUUAGGAUGAUAAUGGGCUUCGAUGUAAUUUUUGUCGUUUCUGAUUAUAAACUGUUAGAAUUUUUCUUCAGUACGACAGUAGCUAACGACAAAGCGAGAGCAUAUAGAUUUUUUCAUAAGUGGUUGGGAUUGGGUCUUUUAACGAGCGGUGGCACAAAAUGGAAGAAGAGGAGGAGAAUGAUUACUCCAGCGUACCAUUUUCAAAUUUUAGAUCAAUUUAUAGAAACCUUUGAUAAAAAUGCCAGCAUUCUUGUACAGCAGUUGAGACAAGAAGUUGGGAAAUCCUUUACAGAUAUUUAUCCCCAUGUAACAUUAUGUGCUUUGGAUAUCAUCUGUGAAACUGCCAUGGGAUCUUCGGUUAAUGCUCAACUAAAUAAAGAAACAGAAUAUGUUCAAAGUGUAAAAAAGAUGUGCAAAAUUGUUGUUGAAAGGUCAUUUUCUGCUCUGCAAAGAAGAGAUUUCUACUAUCGCUUCCAUGAAAAUUAUCUGAUAGAGAAGAAAGCUUUAAAAGUUCUUCAUGAUUACACAAUGUCUGUAAUUAAAAGUCGUCGCGAAACGAUAAUUGAAAAUCAAAUUGAAAAUGAGAGUAAUAAUGAAGCCGAUGAUUUGGGAAAGAAAAAACGUUUUGCUUUCUUAGAUCUCCUACUGCAAUCAUCUAUAGACGGGAAACCUCUGACUGAUGAGGAUAUUAGAGAAGAAGUCGACACAUUCAUGUUUGAGGGGCACGAUACGACAACAUCUGCUAUUAGUUUUGCUUUAUAUUCGAUAGCACAAAAUUAUGAUGUGCAAAAUAAAAUCAUUGAGGAACAUAAACUUGUAUUUGGAGACGAUUUUGAUCGUAUCCCAACACACAGAGAUCUCCAGGAAAUGAAAUAUUUGGAUAUGGUUAUUAAAGAAACCCUUAGAAUGUACCCAUCAGUUCCUUUCUUUGGCAGAUCGAUUGCGAAAGAUUGUAAAUACUCUGAUGACCUCCAAUUCAAAAAAGGAACUCAAAUCAAUCUGUUCAUCUACGGCAUUCAUUAUAAUCCAGAAUAUUAUCCAGAUCCCUAUAAAUUUGACCCUGAAAGAUUUUCUCCAGACAGAUCGACAGGAACUAACCCAUAUGCUUAUGUUCCGUUCAGCGCAGGUGCCAGGAACUGCAUUGGUCAAAAAUUCGCAAUUUUGGAAAUGAAAUCUACAAUUUCGAAGGUCGUUAAAAAUUUCAUUUUACAUCCUGUUAUCCCUGCACAUAAGUUGGAUCUCGUCGCAGAAACUAUUUUGAAGUCAGCUAACGGUAUUUUGGUACGUUUAGAAAAUCGGUAUUAAAAUAUAAAAUAA
Molecule: messenger RNA, 3042 nt
Organism: Nicrophorus vespilloides
Lineage: Eukaryota; Metazoa; Arthropoda; Insecta; Coleoptera; Silphidae
Exons: 12
Molecular function (GO): heme binding; monooxygenase activity; iron ion binding
Source: RefSeq, a predicted model, not a curated record